GACCAGUGUGGAGGCAACGAGGACAGCGGUUAGAGAAAGGCUCUAACAGUCAUUCCAUACAUGCAGUAUAGCCACUGCUAACCAAAGUUUCCAGAUGGGAUCAAAAUAAAGAGCUAUCUCAUUUUUAAAUAAAAUCUAUAAUGUAUGCGCAAAAAGAUACGAUUAAAGAAGCUAUCUUUAAAACUCUGAAAGUUAUACGCAUGCACGACUGGCUUCUGGAUCUGUAUGUAUUGGACUUUUUUGUAGAUGGUCACUGGGAAAAACUGCCAUCAUCCUGGCAAAACUGCUUCGAAAACAUGACCCCUCAAGACCUAGGCAAUAUUCUCUCAGGAAUCCCAACUAGUCAUGUUCUACCUUUAUCAUUCAUAUCUUUAGUCAAAUCAGUUCAAGUUUUAAGCCUUCCUCGUAAGCCGAAGUUUGAAAGAAGUAGAAAAGUCACUAUUAAUGAUGAAGAUUCUUGUGGUGGUCAUCCUAAAUUAAAGAACUUGUUUUUAAAACAUGUGAAGUUAAAAAAGAGGCAUGAAAUAAGUUUAAUGGCUGAAGUUGUGCGUUCCGUAGCUUUAGAGAGUAAAUGUGAUGCUGUGAUGGACUUUGGGUCGGGCUUGGGUCAUUUGGUGCGGGUGCUGGCGUACAAAAAUAAUCUCCAUGCGGCUGGGAUAGAAUGUCAGUCACAAUUGACUGAGGAAGCUAGGAAACUUGAUCUACAAUUAGAGUAUACAGCCAGUAAGCACUUAUCAGAAAACAGCACAGCAUCACUUUUAAGACCAAUCCAUUUAAACAUGACACUAACUUCCAACAACCAGUUACACCAACUAAAACUCCCCGAUUCAAUGAAAACUUAUGGUUUGGUCGGACUUCACCCUUGUGGAGACUUAGGUCCAUUGUUAAUAAAGCAUUUUAUAAACUGUAAGCAAGUUAAAUACAUCUGUGUUGUUGGCUGCUGUUUUAUGAAACUAACAUGCGAGGGAAAGGAGUGUGGGUACCCUCUGAGUGAAUAUGCUAAGGGAUUAGAUAGCAAAUUGUCUUAUGUUAGUAGAGAAAUAGCGUGCCAUGCCAUUGAAAUAUACUUGGAGAGACUGAGGAAGGACAAUUAUGAUGAUUUGAAGGUUCAUGCUUACCGAGCAGCUCUGGAAAGGAUUCUAGUUGAGCAUGACCCAAAGCUGAAGCACGCGCCCGUCAGAAACAUUAAACACUCCAAUACUAUGACGUUUCAUCAGUACAGCACGUUAGCGCUCGAACGUCUGAACAUCCCCGUAGUUGACGUCGCUCGCGGUGAAUCAGAUCUGUUGCAAUGGCGCCGCGUGGUGACGCUGUACACGCUUCGACUGGCUCUGGCGCCGUUAGUCGAAACUGUGGUGUUGUUGGACCGCGUGCUUUAUGUGCUUGAACAUGGUUUACUAUGUGAGAUUCAUCCAGUAUUCGAUCCGAAGCUGUCACCUCGAAACCACAUUAUCGUAGGAAGGAGAACGUGACGAGAACAAUCACGAUAAGAUAAUUGUGUAUUUUUUUAACCUUUUGACCAGUACUUAUUAUUUUAAUUAAAUUUCAGCUUAAGAAGCGCUUCUAUGACGAUAUCUAUUCAAUUAAUUAAACAUGGUAACUGGCAGAAGGGUUAAAAUGUGCUGAAAAUAUUUGAUUGUUAUAAGUUAUGAUUUCUUUAAUGUGGAGAAAAUAUAUCUAUGUGUAUUUUUAUA
Leguminivora glycinivorella is the source of this 1694-nucleotide messenger RNA. RefSeq names its product methyltransferase-like protein 25B. Bases 141 to 1472 code for a protein of 443 amino acids. The record is from RefSeq and is a predicted model, not a curated record. Lineage: Eukaryota; Metazoa; Arthropoda; Insecta; Lepidoptera; Tortricidae. The transcript has 7 exons.